GUCAUGUGUGUCGAAUAUACCGAACAGGAAUCGACAGAGCCUGUGUUGAUUAGCUAUUAACUGUACAAGCUAAUUAACAGUAGCUAUUGUUAAAGGCAAUGCUAGGUGGCUAAUGAACCGAGACUGUCACAGCUGUGUUCCAAACAAUGGCUGAUGGAUUUGUUCAUUCAUUUGUUUCAUCCAGCUGUUAACAGUAUAGCUACAAUUAAGCCACCACACAUUACUGACUACAGACAUGACAAAAAUAAACAAAAAGCAACUUCUGAUAUAAACAUAAAGUAAAAGCGAAGCCCUGCAAUGUGGUGCUAGAAAAGUUGCUACCACUUCCUGGAUUAUGUAAAUAAUGGACCUGCAGCAGGUGCUUCCAAUGUGUGAGGGGCCUUCGUCAAUAUCUGGGCCAAUCCCCCCGGAUCCUUCUCUGUUUCCUCAGUACUACACACGACCUGCUUCAGCUCGUGGACGUUUAGAGGGAAACCAUGAUGGGAUGUUUGCCCUGCUCUCAGGGCCACCUGCUCCAGAUCCUGCGUUGUACCCCGGCUGCUACAGCGCUCGUACCCCAGCACGUCCUCCCCGUGUUGGGCCCAAUGCCACCCAUAUUCUGGAACGAGGACAAAGAGGGGUAGUGGGGGAACUACUCAGACUAGAUGGUGUUUCAAUUACCCCUGUUCCCAUGCGGAAACAGGAAGUAUAUGACUUUGGUAAAGAGAAUGUGCGUCGUCUCCGGGAGAUCCAAAGACGCUGCAAAGAGCAGGAGGCUGAGAGAGCAGAGUCUCGUGCGGCUCCUGUCAAAGCUCUUUGGACCUCCUCCAAAUAUGAGAAUGUCCCAUCCAGGGUCACGGCCCAGCUACAGGUUUCUUGUCCAACUGUUAAAACACAGUGUCAGCAUUUUCUGAAGGCCCACUCCAAUGGUGGAUUUAAUGCCCCGGCCAGACCACGCUCAAAAACGUCGCCUGUAGCUUUGCAACGCCCUGCGUCUUGUAACUCUGCACGUGACCGGGAUCUGAACAUACAGUUAGAGGUACAAGGUCAGACCAUUGACUUCAUAAAACACAAUGCCCGGGCUGCAGGAAAAACUGUGCUGCGUCGGUCUCAGUCACUGACAAACCUAAGAGAUAAGCCUGUGCCCAGUGCAGUCAAGGGACAGGUUCCUCAGUAUCUAGAGGAGAGGAAGGCACAAUGGCAUAAAGAGGCAGAGGAAAGGAGGAGGAACGCACCUGAUCCCACAGUCCCAGCCGGUCACACCCUGAUGCCUGAGAGUGAGAGACAGGAGACGCUGAAGUCCCUCAAAGAGACCCAUCGCUCCCUGGUGACCGAGCUCCUGUCACUUCCCCUCAGAGCUGACAAUCUGAGUUUUCGCUCGCGACGUGCCCAACUUGAUUGUAGGCUUUCUGAAGUCGAGGAGGCCAUUAAAAUAUUCUCUAGGGACAAAGUUUUUGUUAAAAUAGAUUCUUAACACAUGGGGAGGAAGAGGAGGAGAGAGGAGGCGACGGCCCUGUAAAUCCACUGCUAUAUCGAGAUUAAUUUUCAUUUGUAGAUGCAUUAUGUAACAUAACACUGAGGCAUGUAAUGGAUUAUUUAACAUUUUAAAACUGUUUGAUUUUGUAAAUUGAAAUGCUGUUAUAUAAAUGGAUUGGUUACUACACGA
This is a messenger RNA of Scophthalmus maximus (turbot), 1645 nucleotides long. RefSeq names its product enkurin domain containing 1 (gene enkd1). The coding region runs from base 344 to 1453 and encodes 369 amino acids. Lineage: Eukaryota; Metazoa; Chordata; Actinopteri; Pleuronectiformes; Scophthalmidae. The transcript is spliced from 8 exons. Gene Ontology annotation, cellular component: cytoplasmic microtubule. The record is from RefSeq and is a predicted model, not a curated record.